This is a messenger RNA of Penicillium atrosanguineum, 1779 nucleotides long. RefSeq names its product Ytp1 family protein. Lineage: Eukaryota; Fungi; Ascomycota; Eurotiomycetes; Eurotiales; Aspergillaceae. The record is from RefSeq and is a predicted model, not a curated record. The transcript has 3 exons. The coding region runs from base 1 to 1779 and encodes 592 amino acids.
AUGCGACAGUUAGCUACUCGAGCUGCAUUUGCGGCAAUUUUCCUCGCGUUGCUUGCGAUCGCGCACGGUGACGAUGAAUCGAUAAGCAUGGACAUAAGAAUGAGUAUGGACAUGCACGAAACCCCCAACGCAUCCUCCUCAACGUCACUCAUCUCGCCGAACAUCCCCUGCGAUGGCUACUUUGCCUGUGGCAAGCACUCCAGUACCAUCAUGGCGCACAUUGCGCUCAUGGUCCUGAGCUGGUGCUUAGUUCUUCCUCCAGCGGUCAUGCUCAGCAUUGUGCGCUCGCGACUUGCGCUCCCGUCACAAUUCCUGUUCCUGGUCUUGAAUGCCUUCGGUCUGGUCCUCGGAGCCAUCUAUAACACCCAGACACCCGAUCUGUACGAGAACAAUGCUCACCACAAGAUUGGCUGGAUCGCGACAUGGGUCAUCAGCACUCAGGUCAUCCUGGCCUUGAUCUUCCUGUAUGCCGGCCGUGGUAUGCCAAAGUCGCAGUCGACCUCAUUUGAGCGCGCCGCGUUCUUGCCUGUCACCACAAACGAGCACGAGAGCGCUUGCCCGACAGGCGCGAUGCAUGGGUACGGCUGGUCUCGCGACAGCGGUCAGGGAACCGACCUUGGCUCAUCUAUCCACAGCCUUGGAUCACCAUCCUGUAUAUCGCAAGAUGAGUUGGAGUGUUUCGAAAUGCCAGAGGAGUCCCCGAUGCCUUCUGGCCUGCGCGGCUGGUUCCAUAGCUCCGUUGUCGAUCGCUUUCUCUCGAAACACGUGCCGGGAAUGGCCUCAAACCGUGUCCUGCGCAUUUUCAAUGGCGCAUACAACGUGAUUGACCGGAUUAUCCUGCCGUUUGGCUGCGUCGCCAUUUUGACCGGCGCGGUCACCUACGGGGGUAUUUUCCGGGACAAGGACAUCUUCAACGGCCUGGCGCAUUUCAUCAAAGGUGGAAUCUUCUUCUGGUAUGGAAUCCUCACACUCGGCCGCUUUAUUGGAGCCUGGGCGGACUUAGGUUGGGCCUGGAACAAGAAACCCCCGGCGUCAGUCGUCGGCUGGAAGGCCACAGUUCCUUCGGGUGAGUUUGUGGAGUCGUUCGUUAUCUGGCUGUAUGGUAUCACCAAUGUUUUCCUGGAGCACCUGUCAAAUUCUGGUGGUGCAUGGUCUGCGGCUGAUAUGGAGCAUGUCUCUAUUUCCGUCAUGUUCUUUGGUGGUGGUUUGGUUGGCAUGCUGCUCGAAUCCCAGCGCAUUCGUGACGCUCUCAAUAGCACUCUCUUUCGCUUCCCUUCCCAUGACUCUCGCGACGAAAACUGGCAGCCUCCCAGGUCGCAGGGCGUGCCCCUCAACCCGAUGCCGGCUCUGAUCAUCCUGCUUCUUGGCACGAUGAUGGGAUCGCACCACCAAGAUAGCAUGACAUCGACCAUGGUGCACAAGCAGUGGGGUAAUUUGCUUGUCGGCUUCGCGCUCGCUCGUGGAAUGACUUAUGUCCUCCUUUUCUUGCGCCCGCCAAGUUCUUACCUCCCCUCUCGCCCUCCUACAGAGAUCGUGUCUGGCUUCUGUCUCAUCGCUGGUGGGGUCGUCUUCAUGCUGAGUACCCGCAACGUUAUCGAGACCAUGGAAUUUUACAAACUGGACGCCAUGUUCACCUUUACGGUUGCAAUGGGCUUCACGGCCUUCGUUAUGUGCCUAGUAAUCCUGAACAUCGUGCUCAAGGCGUGGGCGGUGAAGAGCGAGCAGCAGCCGCAGCUGAACGGAAGCUUUGUCCUGGAAAGUCAGGUCACAUCCUCGUAA